This is a messenger RNA of Symbiodinium pilosum, 759 nucleotides long. The record is from the annotation of a GenBank genome assembly. Lineage: Eukaryota; Dinophyceae; Suessiales; Symbiodiniaceae.
AUGGCACAAAAUUCAAUAGGCUCGGAUAGUUGGAGCGCCUGUACACAGCGCGUCAUAUCUCCUGCUCUGGAAAGUCUCUGGAAGAAGAUCCUGGGUAAACAGAAGAAGCAUUUGGCACAAAAGAGUGUGCCGGGGGCCGCAGUGGGUUCACGUGACAGCGCCCGCCGUCUUCGCCGUCACACUCAGUCAACUUCCUGGGUUAAGGAGGGGGAAGAUGAGAUCCUGGCCGAUUGUUCGCGCGCGAAGGAACUGCGAGAUGAAAUUCGGCAGUGGAUCGAGCUCUUCAAAGCCAGGUGCAAAAGUCUCGCUCUUGAAGUCUCUGCUGCUUCCUAUGGCAUUUGCCCUGGUGCCAGUGUGGUGCAAGCCCUCCAGACCAAGCCUGACCAUGAACAAGUCGCAGACUUUGUCAAGCAGAUCUUGGGCGCUUCAGCGGGUGAACAAGUGGCACUUUUCGCGAAGCGCCAACUUCUAGGUAAAUGUGCUUCUUGUGAAGCGCCCAUCGAUGUUGAUAUGAUGCGAGUGAAGCGGCCGCAGCCAAUCGGGAUGCAAGAACACUGGCCUCCUGGUGAGAGCAUCGGAGCGAAGGUGGCCAUUCGGCCUCUGAACGUGGGUCCCUUAAGUCCAGGCGGUGGCUCCAUAUCAAGGCUGCCGAAAAUCAAUGAUCUGCGAAAUCGCGAAAAUCCCAAAGCCAAAGGCAUGAAGUCCAGUGCCUCUACGCCGGAGCUCCGUAAAGAGGAGCCAGCUGCGGACAUUGCGUAG